GGUGGUGAAGGAAGAGAUCUUUGAUGACAACGCCAAGCUGCCCUGCUUCAAUGGCCGGGUGGUCUCCUGGCUGGUCCUGGCCGAGGGUGCUCACUCAGACGCGGGGUCCCAGGGCACCGACAGCCACACAGACCUGCCCCCAGCCCUUGAACGGACAGGUGGCAUUGGGGACUCCCGGCCGCCUUCCUUCCACCCAAACGUGGCCCCCAGCCGCGAUGGCCUGGACAACGAGACUGGCACAGAGUCCAUGAUCAGUCACCGGCGGGAGCGGGCCCGGCGCCGGAACCGUGAGGAGGCCACCCGCACCAAUGGGCACCUGAGGGGGGAUCGGCGGCGGGACCUUGGGCUGCCCCCAGAUAGUGCGUCCACUGUGCUGAGCAGUGAGCUGGAGUCCAGCAGCUUCAUCGACUCAGAUGAGGAUGACAACACAAGCCGGCUGAGCAGCUCCACAGAGCAGAGCACCUCCUCUCGACUUAUCCGCAAGCACAAGCGCCGGCGCCGGAAGCAGCGCCUGCGGCAGACAGACCGGGCCUCCUCCUUCAGCAGUAUCACCGACUCCACCAUGUCUCUGAAUAUCAUCACCGUCACGCUCAACAUGGAGAGGCAUCACUUCCUGGGCAUCAGCAUCGUGGGCCAAAGCAAUGACCGGGGUGAUGGCGGCAUCUACAUUGGUUCCAUCAUGAAAGGCGGGGCUGUGGCUGCUGAUGGCCGCAUCGAGCCUGGUGACAUGCUGCUGCAGGUGAAUGACGUGAACUUUGAAAACAUGAGCAAUGAUGAUGCCGUGCGGGUGCUCCGGGAGAUCGUGUCCCAGACGGGGCCCAUCAGCCUUACAGUGGCCAAAUGCUGGGACCCGACCCCCCGGAGCUACUUCACCGUCCCAAGGGCUGACCCUGUGCGACCCAUCGACCCAGCCGCAUGGCUGUCCCACACAGCGGCGCUGACGGGUGCCCUGCCCCGCUAUGGUACGAGCCCCUGCUCCAGCGCUGUCACGCGCUCCAGCUCCUCCUCACUAACCAGCUCAGUGCCUGGCGCUCCACAGCUGGAAGAAGCGCCACUGACGGUGAAGAGCGACAUGAGUGCCAUUGCUCGGGUCAUGCAGCUGCCAGACUCGGGGCUAGAGAUCCGUGACCGCAUGUGGCUCAAGAUCACCAUUGCCAACGCUGUCAUUGGAGCGGACGUGGUAGACUGGCUGUACACGCAUGUAGAAGGCUUCCGGGAGCGGCGCGAGGCCAGGAAGUAUGCGGGCAGCAUGCUGAGGCGCGGCUUCCUGCGGCACACGGUGAACAAGAUCACUUUCUCUGAGCAGUGCUACUAUGUCUUCGGGGACCUGUGCAGUGAUCUCGCAGCCCUGAAUCUCCACAGUGGCUCCAGCGGAGCCUCGGAUCAGGACACCCUGGCCCCGCUGCCCCAUCCAGCUACAGCCUGGCCCCUAAGCCAGAGCUACCCCUACCAGUACCCUGGGCCCCCACCCUGCUUCCCGCCCGCCUACCAGGACCCUGGCUUCAGCUAUGGCAGUGGCAGCGCUGGGAGCCAGCAGAGUGAAGGGAGCAAAAGCAGCGGGUCCACCCGGAGCAGCCGCCGGGCCCCAGGCCGAGAGAAGGAGCGUCGGGCGGCUGGAGCUGGGGGCGGGGGCAGUGGCAGUGAGUCGGACCCUGUGGCACCCAGCAGGUUGGGCAGCACCGGCUGGCGGGAGCGUCCUGUCAGCCAGCUCAGCCAGGGCAGCAGCCCACGUAGCCAGGCCUCAGCCGUUGCUCCGGGGCUCCCUCCACUGCAUGCCCCAACAAAGGCCUACACAGUGGUGGGUGGACCCCCUGGGGGACCACCUGUCCGGGAGCUGGCUGCUGUCCCCCCAGAACUGACUGGCAGUCGCCAGUCCUUCCAGAAGGCCAUGGGGAAUCCCUGUGAGUUUUUUGUGGACAUCAUGUAACUGGUGGCCAGUGCCUUCAGCCCUGUCCAAGGCGGGGCACCCUGUCCUGCUGCACUGGGAGCCAGUGGGAUUGCCUUAGUGGUGGCCAGCUGGGGAUGGGCCAGCCGGGGGCUCUGGGCCUGGUAGGCAGUGGACGCAGGCUGGAGGGCAGCCACCUCCUCUUGGGGUCCCAGUACAGUGAGCAGCUGUGUCUCUGCAGACCCUUGGGAGGAACCAUCUUUUCCUCAGGCAGGUCUGACCUGCCCCUUCAGCAUGUGGCUCUGGGGCCCCUAAUUGAAGGUAACCCUUGGGGGCUCUGUGUCAACCCCUAGAGCGAUGCAGAUGCCUCUCUGGACUGGCUUGAAGCCCCUCCUCACCCAGCUCACUGGCCCCGCCUGUCUCACCAGGCAGUGCGUCUCCAGGCCCCUCUGGUCACUCACAGUGGGAUCUAACUUAUUUAUUUAUUGCUGCCCUGCCUGCCAUGGGGGUGGCAGCUGGGCAGUUGUCCCCGCCCCGCCCAGCCAGGGUAGUUUGCAUGUUCCGGCUCCACUCUGGGACUCAGAGCAGGUGUGAGGGACGCAGGUCAGAACGGAAGGUGUGGAAUGUGGGGAGCUGGGAGGGGCCCUGCAAACUGCACAAGGUCUUGCUGCAGGCAGAUGGGGUCUUGGGAAGGAGCCAGCCUGGCCUGUCCUUGCUGUCCAUGGGCUGCCUGCCUGUGCCGCUGCCUUCUUGGCACACCUGGCCUCCGCACAUCUGCGCUGUAGAUACUGUGUCAAAGUCCAAGUAUCUGGGUAGUUCACUAGAGCUGCUUCUGUGUAAAUGCUAUUUUAAACACUAAAAAGCAUUUAAUUUUA
Molecule: messenger RNA, 2760 nt
Organism: Chinchilla lanigera (long-tailed chinchilla)
Lineage: Eukaryota; Metazoa; Chordata; Mammalia; Rodentia; Chinchillidae
Gene: Dvl1
Product: dishevelled segment polarity protein 1
Biological process (GO): intracellular signal transduction; canonical Wnt signaling pathway
Cellular component (GO): cytosol
Molecular function (GO): frizzled binding
Source: RefSeq, a predicted model, not a curated record